Molecule: messenger RNA, 1734 nt
Organism: Hypoxylon fragiforme
Lineage: Eukaryota; Fungi; Ascomycota; Sordariomycetes; Xylariales; Hypoxylaceae
Product: DUF155-domain-containing protein
Exons: 2
Coding region: 1-1734 (577 amino acids)
Source: RefSeq, a predicted model, not a curated record
AUGGCGGCCAAGGCCGAUUCCUCCCGUGGAGCCCAAGGGCGCUCGCCAAUGCGCUUCAUCUCCGUCGACAAUGUGCUACAAUAUGCCUCCGAAAUACCAUCAGGCCAACCUCGUAUCCCCCCAGCUCGUGGCCCACGUGGCAUCACUGGCGUACGAAAAAUAAGCGGCGGAGGUCUUCCAAAUCUUGCUUCGCGCACAGGGCAACAUAACAUGCCAUCGCGGACAACACGAAUCAGUGAGAAGCUAGUGUUACUACCCGAGACGAUCAAUGAGAUAGAAGAUGCCGACGAAGAAGCUGCAUCUCUUCUCCGCGAAGAUGAAUCAAGGCCGUUGAAGGAUGAAGAAUUGGAUGUUUUGAAGAAAAGGGGCGGACUACGCGGCAAGAGUUAUGCGGAACGAUUACCAAAGUUCGAGAGAACCGAGAAGCUGUCGAGGCUUACGGCAUACUGCACAGCUCAAUCCUACAAGAUGAAAUCAACCUCAGAAUUCCUACGAAAAAAGCACGAUGCCAAGACGAAACUCUAUGACGAUUGUCUCUAUACAGUCUACCAUCUACCUCUACUUUCCGGCGUGGACGGCUGCCGCGUCCGGAGUCGACCAAUCCUCAAGACCCCGGGCACAGGCAAAACCGUCCUUGAUCUCGAGAUUGAACGAAGCGAACGAAGAGACGAACAUAUGGGAUAUUACGACGAAUAUGCCUAUCCGGAGCGAGGCGGAAGCCCUAACCGGGAGAAUGGCGAUUAUCGAAACGAGUCUGACCAUUUCGGGGGUCGGGAUAAUGAGACUCAUGAUGAUCAGGAUCGACAAGCCUUGAGUCCAACAACCGGAAUCGUGCCAGACGCUAAACAAUUUGCUGAGAUGUUCGUCUUUUCAUACGGAGUUGUCGUCUUUUGGAAUUUCACCGAGGCACAAGAAAAGGCUAUAUUGGCCGAUAUAACAUUUGCCGAGACGACGGAGCCUGGAACCUCGCUGGUUAUGCGCCCCCUUGACCAGAGCGACGUAGAAACGGAAGAAUUUCAUUUCGAGUAUAAUGCGGAUGUGAAGAGACCUCGAAUAUUCAAUGAUAUGAUCACACUUUUGCCGCGGUCCGAUCACAUGGUGAAGCUCACCAUUAGCCAUGCCAUCGCUCAGAGUACCAAGUUGUGUUUCUUCGAAGAGAGAAUGUCGGAAACUAUGCUUAAUGCACAACACGUACCAAAACAGUUAGCUCUCACUGGGGAGUUGAACAUGACGAGAACCGAGAUUGUCAAGAUACUAGGUCGUUUGUUCAAGAGUCGUGUAGAAAUCAAUCUCUCAUCUAAUAUUCUUGACGUCCCUAAUUUCUUCUGGGAUUCCGAACCAACUUUACAUCCACUUUAUGUCGCCAUUCGCGAAUACCUAGAAAUUGAUCUCCGCACCAAAGUCCUCAAUGAGCGAUGCCGUGUUUUCCUCGACCUUGCCGAGAUUCUUUCAGACUCGGUCGCCGAUUCAAAGAUGAGCGCUAUCACGUGGAUUAUUAUUAUUCUCAUUGUUGUCAGCAUUUUGGUAACCGUCACAGAAGUCGGUUUGCGAUUUGGUAUUUUGACAAGAGAUAGAAAUAGCGGCAACAAUGUUGCUAUUCCAGAGGGAUGGGUGGCUGUGAGAUCAAAUGCCACCCUCGAGGAACUAAGAUCGUGGGGCGUGAACUUGAACCAGGAAGAUAAAGUCGCCCUAUGUGGUGCGGAUUACAUUGGCACUACAUAUGCUGGCAUCUGA